This is a messenger RNA of Sus scrofa (pig), 1078 nucleotides long. RefSeq names its product vasoactive intestinal peptide (gene VIP). Gene Ontology annotation, biological process: adenylate cyclase-activating G protein-coupled receptor signaling pathway; regulation of protein localization; epinephrine secretion. Gene Ontology annotation, cellular component: neuron projection; extracellular region. Gene Ontology annotation, molecular function: neuropeptide hormone activity; peptide hormone receptor binding. Lineage: Eukaryota; Metazoa; Chordata; Mammalia; Artiodactyla; Suidae. The record is from RefSeq and is marked provisional.
UGGCUGGCAGUAGUAGCCAACUCUCAGCCAGCACCAAGUUCUGGUUCAGCACUAAGGGCAAGAGAAUUAAUUGGUGAAGACUCUGUCGGCCUCACGGAACUUCAGCACCCGAGACAGCUCUAGUCUCCUUGGAACACUACUCAGCAAGGGCAGAGAUGGAAACUAGAAGUAAGCCCCAACUCCUCGUGCUCCUGACACUUUUCUGCAUACUCUUCUCGCAGACCCUGGCAUGGCCUCUUUUUGGAGCACCUUCUGCUCUGAGGGACAGACUACCAUUUGAAGAAACAAAUGAACCAGAUGAAAUUUCAUUAAAAGCAGACACUGACGUUUUACAAAAUGCAUUAGCUGAAAAUGACACACCUUAUGAUGUAUCCAGAAAUGUCAGACAUGCUGAUGGAGUUUUCACCAGUGACUUUAGCAGACUCUUGGGUCAACUCUCUGCCAAAAAAUACCUUGAGUCCCUUAUUGGAAAACGAGUUAGCAAUGGCAUCUCAGAAGACCAGGGACCAGCCAAACGCCACUCGGAUGCAGUCUUCACUGACAACUACACCCGCCUUCGCAAACAAAUGGCUGUCAAGAAGUACUUGAACUCCAUUCUAAAUGGGAAGCGGAGCAUUGAAGGAGAAUCUCCUGACUUUCUUGAAGAGUUAGAAAAAUGAUGAAAAAGCUCCUUGGAGCAAAGCUGCUGACAACUACCCAGUGAAUUCUUGAAGGAGAAGGAGAAGCGAAGUGAUUCUAUUUUGAGUUCUACAUACGUAAUUCAAGAAAACAACUUCAAUAUCAAAACCAAAUAAAGUAUAUUGUGUUGUGAAUGUUGUGAUCUAUUUUAUUCUAACGUAAUAACGGUGAUGUUUACAUUGUAAAUAUUAUUCGAGAGUUCUGGAAUUUGUCUUUAACUCAUGAACGUCCUAUAAUUUCAUAUGCUGUGUAUCCUUUCUAACAGAAAUGUAUUUAACGAUGAGUACACACUAAGUUAAUUCCAGUUAUACGAGGUUUUUAGGAAGGGCAUAAAAGAGCAAAAUUGAUGCAUUUAUUUAUAGGGCACACUUAACUAUUCAGGAGAGUGGAGCAGAUAAUC